Cadophora gregata is the source of this 1839-nucleotide messenger RNA. RefSeq lists its product as uncharacterized. NCBI's taxonomy places the organism in Eukaryota, Fungi, Ascomycota, Leotiomycetes, Helotiales, Ploettnerulaceae. Gene Ontology annotation, molecular function: flavin adenine dinucleotide binding; oxidoreductase activity, acting on CH-OH group of donors. The coding region runs from base 1 to 1839 and encodes 612 amino acids. The record is from RefSeq and is a predicted model, not a curated record. The transcript has 2 exons.
AUGUGGUUAAAGUUUUGCCCAUUAGAAGUUCUGGUCUUGGUGAUUGUGUCAUUAUGUCACUUGGUCCGAGCAGCAGAUGAGUACGACUACAUCGUGAUCGGUUCCGGACCAGGCGGUGGUCCUCUCGCAGCCAACCUCGCAAGAGCAAAUUACACUGUGCUCCUCCUCGAAGGCGGCGACCAAAGCAACGGAAAUACAGGCGGGCAAUAUCCGCCUCAAAUCACAUGGGAUUUCUUCGUCAAGCACUAUGACGAUGAAGCCCUGACCCUGAAACACAACUUGCUCACCUGGCGACUUACCAAUGGAAAUUAUUGGGUCGGUAAUAAGAAUGUGCCUACGGGAGCGAAAUUGCUGGGUGUUUACUAUCCUCGAGGUGGGACUGUGGGAGGGAGUUCGAUGAUAAAUGCGAUGGUCACCUUCCUUCCCAGUGAGAGUGAUUGGAAUUACAUCGCGAAUUUGACCGGUGACAAGACAUGGAGCCAUGCAAACAUGAUCGAUGUCUUCACCCGCAUCGAAAAGAACAACUACCUUCCCAAAGGUACACCCGGCCACGGAUUCAAUGGCUACUUCCAAACCAACCUCGCCAAACCCACAUCUCUACAAAACCCCGGACUCGCCGUAAUGCAAGCUGUCGCCUCCUCUCUCUCCCUCGACCCCUCAAAGGUCCUCCAAAUGGUCACCAAUGACUCCAACUUCCUCGACCCCACCCGCGACAAACAAGUCGGCAUCUGGGGUCUCCCCUCACACACUAAGACCAACGGACAGAGAUUCAGCUCAAGAGAUUAUAUACUCGAUACGAUUAAUGCAGGGUUCCCGCUCAAAUUAAGCAUGAACUCGCUUGCUACGAAAAUCCUGUUCGAAAAUUCAACAGCUUGUGGUUCUAAGCCUAGAGCGACAGGUGUGGCGUAUUUACAGGGGAAGAGCAUCUACGCUGCCGAUCCUCGAUUCUCAGCUUCAAACAAAGGCACACCUAUGACCGCCACAGCCAGAAAAGAAGUCAUCAUCAGCGGCGGGACAUUCAACUCUCCCCAAAUCCUCAUGCUCAGCGGCAUUGGGCCCGCCGACCAGCUCAAGAAAUUCAACAUCCCCGUCCUAGUUGACUCUCCAGGUGUAGGAAAUAACAUGCAAGACAACCAAGAGGUCCCCGUCGUAGGCAUCACCAAACAAUCCGGGUCCGGGUCACCAGGUGGCUGUGUCCUGCUCAAGACAAAACAUGCUGUGUACGAUGAGCGAGAUAUGUUUACCUUCCAAGGACCAUUUGUAUUCCGUGGGUUCUGGCCAAGCAAUCAGAGUAAUUCCGCUCUGCCAAACGACAGGGCAGGCUCGUACGGGAUCUCGACUGUGAAGAUGCAUCCGCAGAAUCGGCUUGGCACCGUCAAAUUACUGAGUGCUAAUCCUCAGGAUAUGCCAGAGAUCAAUUUUAACUUGUUCAAGGAGGGACGGGAGACUGAUAUGGGAGCUAUGAAAGAUACGAUUUCUUGGGCGAGGAAAGUUCAUGCUAGCGUCAAGGCGCCUGUUGGGCCUUUGACGUCGAUUGAGCCGCCGUGUAAGGGGACUCCUAAUGCGGAUGGUAGUUGUGGGAUUGAUGACGAAGACUGGAUUAUUGGGCAGACUUUUGGACAUCAUCCUACUAGCACUUGUGCGAUUGGUGGUGAUAAUGACAAGAAUGCAGUUUUGGAUUCGAGGUUCAGGGUACGAGGAGUGGGUGGACUGCGCGUUGUGGAUGCAAGUGUGUUCCCUAGGAUCCCUGGAGCUUUUCCAGUUGUUGCUACGUAUAUUGUGAGUGGAAAGGCGACGGAUGUGUUGUUGGAAGACGCGAAGAAGGCGGAUCAGUGUUGA